UCAUCCCGAAUUCCCAGACACAGCGAGCGCAGCAGCAGCUACGCUCCACCUCGCCAUCUCCGCCUCACGCCGGCCAUGUGCUGUGCCCCUCCGCCGCCCCUCCCCUCCUACCGCCGCCGCCGCCUACCUGUCCGCGGCGGCGCUCCUGUCCCCCUCCCGCCUCUCCCUUCCCCGCCGAUGAAUCCGCCCGCUGCCCCGCGAAUCACUGGUCCGAUUCCCCAUUCCCAGCCCGAUCCGCUGGAGGAACCAGCAGAUGCGUGUGAAUCUCCGGAUAGGAGUAGGACGCCGCGACAUGUUUCUCAAACAACUACAGAACGCAGAUCUUGUCAUAUGAAACGGAAAGCUCUGAUUGAUCAGGAAUCACCUAGCAGUGUAGGUGCUUUCCUCACAAGUCCAUUGAAGAAAAUAAGUUGUGGAAACAUGUCAAAUCAGGUACUAAGUGGGUCAAAUCACCGAAAUGGUAAGCGUCCAAUUGAUCCGGCAUCACCUACCAACAUUGGUACUUCUCCCACAAGUCCUCUGAAGAAAAAGAGACGUAUGCGGCUGAUCGUGGACCUGCUCAACACAGUAGCUCCCUGUGAUGCUACUAAUUUGAAGAGUCAGAAAGAUCUGAAGCUUGUUUCCUCCAGCGAUGGGCUAAAUCAGGCACUAAGCGGGUCAAAUCACCCAAAUGGUAAGCGACCAAUUGAUCAGGCAUCACCUACCAACAUUGGUACUUCUCCCACAAGUCCUCUGAAGAAAAAAAGACGUAUGCGGCUGAUCGUGGACCUGCUCAACACAGUAGCUCCCUGUGAUGCUACUAAUUUGGAGAGUCAGAAAGAUCUGAAGCUUGUUUCCUCCAGCGAUGGGCUAAAUCAGGCACUAAGCGGGUCAAAUCACCCAAAUGGUAAGCGACCAAUUGAUCAGGCAUCACCUACCAACAUUGGUACUUCUCCCACAAGUCCUCUGAAGAAAAAAAGACGUAUGCGGCUGAUCGUGGACCUGCUCAACACAGUAGCUCCCUGUGAUGCUACUAAUUUGAAGAGUCAUAAAGAUCUGAAGCUUGUUUCCUCCAGUGAUGGGCUACACACUAAGGAAAAGCACCCGUCUUACUACAGAGAAAGGAAAAAUAUCCCUAUUCCAUGCAGAUCAAAUGGUAGUGCGCGGACUUCCAUUGUUGGAUGGCAGUGGCUUAACUGGUCACAGAUUGCCAGUAGAGCGGAGAAAUACAUCGUUAGAGGAGGGGAUGCUGCGAUGCAAGUGAAGAAAACAACUCUGAGAGAAUGUAGCUUUACAAAGCAAAGCAAGUCUAGUGCUCGAGCUUCUCGAUUAAAAGUACGAAGCAUGUUGGCGGGGACUAAAUGUCCUCACUUUACGAACUCUAUACAGAUAAAGGCCAGGAUAAAAGAAUUGCGUGUUGAAAGGAGCAUAAUCCAUGGGUGGGGUGUACUGUCUGUUAAGAAAAUUAAUCAUGGAGAACUCGUCGUGGAAUAUAUUGGGGAAGUAAUACGCAGGCCGGUGUCAGACAUGCGUGCACGUCAGUAUGAGAAAGCUGGCAGAUGUGACUAUUUCUUCAAGAUUGAUGCCAACCAUGUAAUUGAUGCUACUCAACGUGGCGGUAUCGCUCGAUACAUUAAUCAUUCUUGUGAGCCAAACUGCUAUACCAGAGUGAUCACUGUCAGCGGGCAGAAGAAAAUAUUCAUUUAUGCAAAGAAAAAUAUUAGGGCUGGUGAAGAGCUCACCUACAAUUAUAAAUUUCCUUUCGAGGAAAACAAGAUUCCAUGCCUAUGUGGUUCAAAGAGGUGCCGUGGAUCGAUGAACUAGGAAAUGAACUUGACAAGGUAUUGCUGGUGGCUCCGAGCAACUCAAUAUUCCAGAUCCCUUUAGUGAAUGUGUACAAUCAGUCGCUGGGACUACUGGCAGGUUCUUUGAAUAACUUAGCAGCAAGGUUCCUGCCCCAAGAAGCAUUACAGGCAUCAUGUGUUCUUAUUACUGUGUUUGCAUGUACUUGCAGAUUAUAAACCUCCUAUUAGCAUGUUAGUGAUUAGAUGGUAAAUUUUCUUUAUCGCUUGGUAACACAUCACAGACACCAACUGAGUUAGUGGCAGGUUUAUAAUGCCUGUGUUUAGGCUGUCUAUGGCUUGACAAGUUGACAUCAUUAUGUGUUUCUUAGUUUUAUAUAAUAACUCGGAGUAACAAUAAUCUUGUGAACACAACUAGAGUCUACUAUGGUAUUGAUAUCUUUAUUAAAUUACCGUAAAUAGUUGUCGAUGCCAAUGUAGCACCACGGGACUACCCAUCUGGACCCAUCAGCAGCGG
Messenger RNA from Lolium perenne, 2298 nucleotides. RefSeq lists its product as uncharacterized. The record is from RefSeq and is a predicted model, not a curated record. NCBI's taxonomy places the organism in Eukaryota, Viridiplantae, Streptophyta, Magnoliopsida, Poales, Poaceae. Gene Ontology annotation, cellular component: Set1C/COMPASS complex. Gene Ontology annotation, molecular function: protein binding; histone H3K4 methyltransferase activity.